Andrographis paniculata is the source of this 3844-nucleotide messenger RNA. RefSeq lists its product as uncharacterized. NCBI's taxonomy places the organism in Eukaryota, Viridiplantae, Streptophyta, Magnoliopsida, Lamiales, Acanthaceae. Gene Ontology annotation, biological process: protein modification by small protein removal. The coding region runs from base 227 to 1231 and encodes 334 amino acids. The record is from RefSeq and is a predicted model, not a curated record. The transcript has 5 exons. Gene Ontology annotation, molecular function: peptidase activity.
GGUUCCAGAUGCUCCCAAUCUAUCCAAGCCAAGGAUCAUCUCGUAUUCUCUUCGCUCGUACCGACGCCACACCUACAGAAUAAUUACCGAUUCAUAUGGAAGAUUCUCUUCUGUGACUCUGAUUGGUUUGAGUUUGCUCAUCUUCAGGUGCGCUGCGGUGUUGUUAUGCAAACUCCUCUGUGUUUUUUUGGUACUCUUAUUUUCGGCGACAAUGAAAUUUUAGCAGAUGUGUGGUUUGAUCAGUAGGCGACACUUGGAACAUACGUAUGUAUGUAUGUGUUUGUGUGUUUCGUGGAUGAGGCGAUCUGGUAGAGGUGGCGAGAGAGAUAAUUAUGGGAAUAUGACCCGGCAUAUAAUCAACGCACCCUUGUUUGUAUCAUUGCAGCAAGGUUACAAGGUCUUAUUACAUGUGUAUGAUUUAAGCCAGGGUCUGGCUAGGCAGAUGUCCACAACAUUUUUGGGGAAGGCUAUUGAAGCCAUAUGGCAUACAGGAAUAGUGGUAUAUGGCAAUGAAUACUUUUUCGGAGGUGGAAUACAAUGUGCUCCGGCAGGAAAAACACCUUAUGGCACUCCAAUCCGGAUCAUUGAUCUUGGUGUUACACAUAUCCCAAAAGAUGUAUUUGAAAUGUAUUUAAAUGAGAUUAGCCCGCGCUAUACAACAGAAACCUACAGUCUGCUGUCGCAUAACUGCAAUAACUUUAGCAGUGAAGUUGCACAGUUUCUGGCUAGUGCUUCAAUACCAGAUUAUAUUUUGAGUCUUCCUACCGAUGUUCUGAACACCCCCAUGGGGGCUCUCAUUUUGCCUAUGCUUCAGCGGUUGGAGUUGUCUUUAAGAGUAGGUGCGGUUCCUCAGGAACCCCAGUUCAAGCCUUCCACAGCUGCUACAGCCUUCCAGAGUGAAAACAUGUCAGUCAGUGCUGGUAGCACCGAAUCCACAAAGACAAAUGAUGAAGAUGUUGAUCAAGAAUCAAAAACUGAGUCCAUGAUACAAGAAAACCUGCAAACCACAAACAAAGCAGAUUCCCCUUCAAAUAUGGUCGUAGAAAAGCCAUCUGAUGACACCACUGCUAGGGAUCCACUUGGAGAACUUCAAAGCAGAGUUCGACAAGAGAUUGGCAAAGAGUUUGCCUCAAUCAUGGCCUCUGGAACCUAUCAUGCCAGUGAAGCAGCUGCCCUGGCAACCAGGAGAGUGAUGCAAAAAUAUGGAAGUACCAAAACAGCCGAAAGCUAGAGCCAGGAAAUAUAGGUGAAGUUGGAUUGGUAAAGUCCAAUUCUGCAGCAGGUUCCCCCCCAAGGGGGCUGAGCGCAAUGACCACAUCUCUCAUGAGAGGACGUACAUCUGCAUCUUCAGUAAGACACAUGGCUGCAACAGCAACUGCCUGAUUGAAGCUUUUAUUUGGGAAGUCUCCUUGAAGCCGUGGAUCAGCCAGUUCUACGAAUCUCUUUGGCUCCUUGAAUAUUGGCCCAGCCUGAUCAUAAGAACAAGGUACGCAACGACUCAUUAGGUAGCAUUUACAAUAAAUUUGUCUGUUUGGAUUACUAACUCUGGGAUUAGUAUUUCACAAUAAUAUCUGAAAAAUUAUGAAUAAACCCUACUUGCUAACCAUGAUAAUUUAGAGACUCUGACCUAUAAUAGACCCCGACUUGAUGCCAUUUAGACUUACAUGAUACUUUAGAGUCUAGUGUUCCAAUUCUAGGCUUAUUUGAUCGUAGAAUCAAGUUGAGCCAGCAAUCUUGGUUAGAUUCAAUAUCUUAAAUGAUUAUAUAAUUUCAACAACAGAGUUAGGCUCUAAUUGAUGUUUAAGUCAUUUAUACCUAACCCCUUAAUUAAUCUCAGGCUAUAAUAGGAAAAGAAGAGAAAGCAAAACUUACCCAUGCUACUAAAUUUUCUUCUUUUCGACCUCUCCUGGUAUCAAUAGCUCUUUUACCCGUGAUCAACUCCAAUAGGACCACCCCAAAGCUGUAUACAUCUGAUUUCACCGUAAGUUGCCCAGUUCUUUGGUAUUCGGGUGCACAAUAACCAUAAGUUCCCAUAAUCCUUGACGAUACAUGAGAGUUGUCGCCUACAGGUCCGAGCUUGGCCAGCCCGAAGUCGGAAAGUUUCGCAUUGAAUUCAUCAUCCAACAAAAUGUUGGAUGGUUUCAAGUCGCGGAAUAUGACCGGAGGUUUGGCCUUGUCAUGCAAAUGCUCGAGACCUUUGGCCGCAUCUAAUGCUAUAUUCAUCCUUCUAGCCCAAGGCAAUGCAGAUUUGCCUGGUGCAAGAUCUGCAGAACUAGGACUUCAUUAUCUAUAGCAGAUAUCUCUCCCGUAAAUUAGGAUAGUUACUAAUUACAUACGUUCGAAUGUGGUUAGAAGUUUUAAAUAGGAUGUUUUGCAAGUACAUUUUAGAGUUAUGUGAUCUUACAAUAAUUGAGGUUUAGUGUAAUAGCAUUCAAAGAUAAAAAAGUGUAACAAACUAAAAGAUACCUAACAAAUGUUUUUCAAGAGAUCCCAAUGGCAUAUACUCAUACACCAAAAGCCUCUGGUCGCCAUCCGCGCAAUAACCAAUCAAAUUCACGAGUCGCGGGUGGUGCAAAAGGCUCAACAUCAAAACCUCCACUACAAACUCUCUGUUCCCUUGGAAACCAUUCCGGUCGAGCUGCUUUACAGCCACAAUCUGAAUCCAACAACAUGCAUUCCUUUAAUCAUCCCAAACACAAUUUGCUGUGUAAGUUUGGCUGGAAGAAUAUACCUGUCCUGUUCUUUUGAGAUGGCCUUUGUAAACUCGGCCGAAUCCCCCCUCACCAAUGAGGGAUUCUUUCCUAAAAUUCUUUGUUGCUGCGGCCAAUUCCCGGAAGGUGAAUGUCUCAGCUUUUACUUUGUUUGCAGCACUAUUAUUGCUCCCUCCAUCUCUGAUGCUAUUUGCUUCUGACAAUGCCUUGUUGCUUGUUACUUCAUUUGUUCUUCUGCUAGUGCUCUCUACACAUGAUUUGAGAUUGUCUUAGGGCAUUCAUAUAUAUAUAUAUAUCCAUCUGGUAAGAACGCGACUUCGAUUGUGGUUGUAGAGUUUGACUUAGGUUGUAAAUAAGAUCUAGCACACAGUUUUUAUCAUGGAGGUAUAAGUGAGAGAGUUGAACCGGUGACUUAAUAGUUUAUUUACCAUAUGUCCUAAAUUACAGUUGUAUUUGCCUGUUUGAAGUUGUCACAUCUCUUGUGACAACAAGAAUAAGUCGUUGCGAACAUCAUUCUAUGUAUUUGCUAUCUUCUUCAUAGGUGUCAUGAACAGAAAACCAUGUCAAAAAAGUAUAGAUUUGCUAUCUUCUUCAUAGGUGUCAUGAACAGAAAACCAUGUCAAAAAAGUAUCUCCUUCACUUAUCUCAAAUACUUGUAUCCAAAUCUAGAGUUUUGUAGACAUACUUUCCUCCCUUUAAUUAUCUAUGUAUUUAAUCACAAUGUAGUAAAUCUACAAUUCAGAUUCAAGCAUGCAUUUCUGAAAUAUUAUAGUUUUGAGAUGAACAAAAGAAUAUAAAAAAAGUUUAUGAUUGUUGUAAUGCAUAGAGGAAGAGAGAGAGAGAGAGAGAGAGAGAGAGAGAGAGCAAGAAUUGAAAGAAAGAUGAUUGUAGAUAUUUGGCAUUCUUACCAGGGUGUGUCUGUGUGGUUGGGUCCCAAUUUUCUGUAAGUGUGUCUCUAUCAUUAUUAUUAUUUCCAUUACCAUAUCUCUUUGAUGCCUUUUUGGCUUUGGAAGAAAAACAUGAGAAACAGCUCAUUGUUUUUAUUUAAAAUUCCCAGACACACAACACCAACCUUGUGUGAUCACAGGAAGAAAUAUUGUUGCACAAUGAAAUCCAGAUAGAUUAUUGAGAAA